AUGGCAAGCUCCUACAGAAAACCACUUCCCCACAGGCAUCAAACAAAUAAAACCAGUUAGUGCCCAGCAUACUCGAUUAGUUCCUGGUUCACUUGUGAAUCAGAUUCAGAAAGCUCUGGAAGACUCUGCUUGCUUCUGUGACAGCAAAGAUGAGCAGAUUACAG
Messenger RNA from Podarcis lilfordi (Lilford's wall lizard), 164 nucleotides. The record is from the annotation of a GenBank genome assembly. Lineage: Eukaryota; Metazoa; Chordata; Lepidosauria; Squamata; Lacertidae.